Molecule: messenger RNA, 3348 nt
Organism: Lethenteron reissneri (Far Eastern brook lamprey)
Lineage: Eukaryota; Metazoa; Chordata; Hyperoartia; Petromyzontiformes; Petromyzontidae
Product: nucleolar RNA helicase 2-like
Cellular component (GO): cytosol
Molecular function (GO): RNA binding; RNA helicase activity; ATP binding
Source: RefSeq, a predicted model, not a curated record
CCACGCGGCCAGCAACCAAGAAGGCGGCCGCCUUCACAGCCGGAGCCAAACAACAGCCAGACAACAGCCAGACAGCAGCCAAACUACAGCCGCAAGCAGCCAAGCAACAGCCGCAACCAACCAGCAGCCAGCAGCGAUGCCCGGGAAGAUCCUCGCCGAGCUGGAGGAGACCACAGCGGCGCCCACGACGGAGCCAAAGAAGGUGAAGGGAGAAAAACGGCGGAGGCAGAAGGGAGGAGACGCAGAGACCACGAUGGAGGAGGAGAAGGAGGAGGAAACACCGGAGGAGGUGAAGAGAGCAAAGAAGACAAAGAAGAGAGAGAGACGCCAGGAGGAGGAGGAGACACAGACCGUCCCUGAGAAGUCUCCAAAGAAAAAGAAGAAGAGAAAGAGCGAGGAGACUGAAGAAGCACAGGUUGUGGAGGAGGAGGUUGAAGAGGAGCCGAAGAAACCCAAAUCCUCAUCCAAGAAACGGAAGCUCCCUCCCACCUCCCCUCCUUCCCCCGCGAGCGCCAAGGAAGAGGAGGCCCCCCUUUCCGCCGCCUCCAUCUCCUCCACCACCUCCUCGCUCUCCGGCGAAGAGGUGGAGGGGGGAGGCAAUGCAGAGGUUCUCUCCGAGGAGCAGAUUGCCGGAGCGUUUUCCAACUUCAACAUCUCUGAUAAAACCAUCACCCUCCUGCGUGGCCGUGGGGUGUCGUAUCUGUUCCCCGUGCAGUGCCUCUCCCUGGAGCCCAUCAUGGCCGGCUGGGACCUGGUGGCCCAAGCCCGAACGGGAACCGGCAAGACGCUGGCCUUCGCCAUCCCCCUGGUGGAGCUGCUGCGGCAGAGACACGGGACGGGCAACGCAUCCAAAUACGGCCGGCUCCCACAGGUGCUGGUGAUGUGCCCCACAAGGGAGUUGGCCGUGCAGGUGGCCGACGACCUCCGAGCCAUCGCGGCCCCUCUACGCGUCGCCUGCUUCUACGGGGGCACGGCCUACGGGCCCCAGCUGCAGCAGAUCCGUUCUGGGCUGGACGUGCUGGUGGGCACGCCGGGCCGACUCCGCGACCUCAUCCAGAACCACGGCCUGAGGCUCCGCGCGAAGCACACCAACGAAGAGGAGGACUCCAUCAAGAAGAAGAAGGAUGAGGAGGUGGUGGAGGAGGUGGAGAAGGAGGAGAAGAAGGGGGCAAAGAAGAGCGGAGGGAAGGAGGAUGGCGUACGCCACGUGGUGCUGGACGAGGUGGACCAGAUGCUGGACAUGGGCUUUGCCGAUCAGGUGGAGGAGAUCCUGGGAUGCAUCUACAGCAAGGCAUCCCCAGAAAACAACCCACAGACUCUGCUCUUCUCAGCCACGUGCCCUCCCUGGGUGUUCAAGGUCGCCCAGAAGUUCAUGAAGGAGACGUGGAGACGUGUGGACCUCAUGGGCACUGAGAAGACCCGAGCAGCCACCACCGUGCAGCAUCUGGCCGUGUGCUGCCCACGCUCGGAGCGUGCCGUCUGCCUGGGCUCCGUGCUGCGGGUCUACGCUGCGGGGUUACCGGGAGGUAACGGGGUCAGCCCCGUGGGGUCAUCGGGAGGUCACGGGGUCACCUCCGUGGGGUCGUCGCGAGGCCGCGCCAUCGUCUUCUGCGAGACCAAGAGGGAGGCGGCUGAGCUCGCGCUCAGCCCGGCCAUCGCGCAGGAGGCCCAGUGUCUGCACGGUGACGUACCACAACAGCAGAGGGAGGCGUGUCUGCGCGCGUUCCGCUCCGGUGCCGUCCGCGUUCUGGUGGCCACCGAUGUGGCAGCUCGCGGCCUCGACGUGCCGGAGGUGGAGCUCGUGGUGCAGUGCCAGCCCCCGCACGAUGUGGAGUCUUACAUCCAUCGCAGUGGGCGCACCGGGAGGGCCGGCAGGACCGGGAUAUCCAUCUGCUUCUACGAGGAGAGAGACGCUGGAACCCUGAGGGCAAUCGAGAGCAAGGCGGGCUUCGUGUUCAAGAGAAUCGCCGUUCCCUCGGCCAAUGAGGUCCUCGCUGCCUCUACACAGGACGUCAUCAGGUCCCUGGAGUCUGUCUCUGCUCGCGUCGUCUCGCGCUUCCGUGUCUCCGUGGAGAAGAUGCUGUCCCACAGAGACCCCUGGGAGCUGCUGUCGGCCGCUCUCUCCCUGCUCGCGGGGUACGAGGGAGACGACAACAGGUCCCUGCUCACAUCCCUCAAGGGCUACACGACGCUGAUUCUCCGAUCCUCAGUGCCCCUGUCCCACUCCUCAGCGGCGUGGAGAGCCCUCAAGGAGGAGCUGGGAGAGCAGCGCGCGGAGGAGAUGGUGCGCGGGAUGAGGCUCCUCAAGGGAAAGACGGGAGUUUGCUUUGACGUCCCAGAGAACAAAGUGGAGGAGAUGAAGGCUGCGUGGCCUCCGUCCAAGCGAUGGACCCUGGAGGAGACGGACGAGCGGCCGGAUUUGGAGGAAAUCAACUUCACGGCCGGAGGGGGAGGAGGAGGAGGAGGGGGGAGGUGGAGGGGAGGAGGAGGAGGGGGAGGAGGAGGAGGGCGUCGCUUCGGCAACGGAGGAGGAGGAAGAUCGGGAGGUGGGGGAGGAGGAGGGAGGUGGAGGGGAGGCGGGGGAGGAGGGGGGAGGAGAGAUGGAGGACGCAGAUAAGAGAGUGGUGCUGCGGGGUGAGAGGGGGCAGAGGGGGUGACGGAGUGAGGGAGGAGAGUCUUGUCUGAGUGUGCGUCAGUUCAGUUUGUGUGGUGAGUGUGUGAGUGAGUGUGUGAGUUCGUGUGUGAGUGUGUGUGAGUGUGUGAGUGUGUUGAGUGUGUGAGUUCGUGAGUGUGGUGAGUGUGUGAGUGAGUGUGUUGAGUGUGUGUGUGUGUGAGUGAGUGUGUGAGUGAGUGAUUGAGUGUGUUGAGUGUGUGAGUGAGUGAUUGAGUGUGUUGAGUGUGUGAGUGUGUGUGUGAGUGUGUGAGUGUGUUGAGUGAGUGAGUGUGUUGAGUGUGUGAGUGUGUGAGUGUGUGAGUGAGUGUGUGAGUGAGUGUGUGAGUGUGGUGAGUGUGUGAGUGAGUGUGAGUUCAUGUGUGAGUUCAUGUGUGUGAGGGUGUGCGAGUGUGAGUGUGCGGGGGGAGCGGUGGCUCAGCGGUUAGCGCCGCGCUACGAAUCCCCCAAAAGCGGGGACCUGGGUUCGCACAGCCGCCACCAUAGGUCGCGACUAUCUGAGCCCAUUCCUGUCCUGGGGACCCCCUCCCCUAGGUCGACUCAGCCUCAAACAAUAAGCAGGCAUCGUGUGGUGUGUAAGAUGAACUUCACCACGCGGGAAGGGGGGGGGGGAGCUUUGACUUUGUGUGAACCAUCUACCCUCACCACGUGAUGCAAAUAAACAUCGGGAACUCUCA